AUGUCUCCCCCACCCCCUUUCCCUCACCCACCAACCCAACAACCCACCCGCCCAGACUCAGAUGGCCUGUCCAGCCCCACUCGCCACAGCCUCUCAGACGGGUCAGAGGACCAGCUGGACCGCCUCCAGCAGGUGGAGCUGGCCAGGACCACACCCAUGUCUCAGUGGAGGGCGGGUACUGUGCAGGCCUGGCUAGAGGUUGUCAUGGCGAUGCCCAUGUACAUCCGCACCUGCUCAGAAAACAUCAAGAGUGGCAAGGUUUUACUGGGGCUGACAGAUGAGGACCUCGAGCUGGGUUUAGGUGUCAGCAGUUUAAUGCAUCGGCGGAAACUUCGCCUGGCCAUCGAGGACUACAGAGAUGCUGAGAACGGUGGAGGGCUGUCCAAGGCUGCAGACAUGGACCACCACUGGGUGGCCAAGGCCUGGUUAAGCGACGUGGGCUUGCCCCAGUACGCCCAGGCCUUUCAAAAUCACUUGGUGGACGGCCGCAUGCUUAACUCCCUCACACGCCGGGACCUUGAACGUCACCUCAACAUCACCAAGAAGUUCCACCAGGUCAGCCUGCAGCUGGGCAUUGAGCUGCUGCACCUUCUCAACUUUGACAAGGAGGCACUGCAGGCUCGUCGUGUCCAGUGUGAGCAUCAGAACGUGGAUCCACUGGUGUGGACGUCUCAUCGGGUCAUUAAGUGGAUCAGAGACAUUGACAUGAAGGAGUUUGCAGAAAGCCUCCUCAACAGUGGAGUUCAUGGAGCCGUCAUGGUGCUUGACCCCACGUUCAACACUGACGCCAUGGCAACAGCGCUGGGGAUUGCCAACAGCAAGCACAUGGUUCGUCGACACCUGGUCGAGGAGAUGACGGCCCUGAUUGGCUCUGCCAGGACAGAUGCCAAACAGGACUAUGAGCGUUUAGGCCCGGCAACGCCACCGACACCACAUCGGCAGAACUCGCUGGGCCGACCACACAGCUCUGCCGGUCGACACACUGAUGACGAGGGUUCGCUGAGACGGAGGGCUGUCAAGCCUCCAACAGGCUUCAGCCCCAAAGGCCGCAGUGGGCGGGACUUGAGUUGCAAUGGCAGCUACGGCUCUCUUCCUCGGGAUGUUCGAGACCAGACUCCGCCCAGAGGCGAGGGAAGUCCGAUUCACGGGUACACCAGCAUCGAGGUCUCCAACGUGUGAGGUCAUCAGAGUGCAGCACCAGACAUCCUCUUCAACAUGAACAAUUGUUUUCCAUCUACGCCCCCAAACAUGGAUGUUUUCUUCUUUUCUAUGAAUGAGCCUUUAGAGGACAGAUUGCACUUUUUAAAGAGGGACAGGAUACGCUUGUACACGUUUCCUGAUUGAUUAAAGCAAAACUUUUUCAGAAUCACUGUGAGCAGGUGGUGAGAAGAUUCUCCCCCAGAAUGAAGGAAGGACUCAAAAUAAAGGAUUAUUUUUCUAUGUAGUAUAUGUAGCUUGUUUUCGUUGACUAGUUGAUAUUGACAAAGUCUGUUUUCUGAGGGAAAUGAGAAUUUAUAAAAAAACUUUGUAUAAUACAGGGUAGCUUACCUCAAGACAAAAUGAAAAAAGUUUAAUAUCAGUGUAAACUGUUGUUGUUUCAUUCAAUUCUGCUGUCUGUGAUGCCUUGUCAUUGUAACUGAGCACAAUGGACUAAAAAAAGACUUUAACUGAAUUUUAAAAUCUAGAUUAUACUAUGUUUGAUAGUAAUUUUUCAUCUUGCACAUUUACACUGUUGUGUCUAAACAUAUGUAGCGCCCUCUUCUGAUGUUUUAUACUGUGUGGUGAACAUGGAAUGAUGUUUGAACUGAACUGCUAACUGAAGAUGACUGCAGAGUUGUACGUUAGCCUUCUGGCUAAAAGGUGUAAAGAUGCAAUUAUGUCAACAUGAGAGUGUUACUUUUAAUGAA
Molecule: messenger RNA, 1907 nt
Organism: Limanda limanda (common dab)
Lineage: Eukaryota; Metazoa; Chordata; Actinopteri; Pleuronectiformes; Pleuronectidae
Product: kazrin-like
Exons: 7
Coding region: 1-1179 (392 amino acids)
Molecular function (GO): protein binding
Source: RefSeq, a predicted model, not a curated record